This is a messenger RNA of Eleginops maclovinus (Patagonian blennie), 2567 nucleotides long. It is a transcript of the gene abcg2d, whose product is annotated as ATP binding cassette subfamily G member 2 (JR blood group). The transcript has 15 exons. Gene Ontology annotation, cellular component: plasma membrane. The coding region runs from base 15 to 2006 and encodes 663 amino acids. The record is from RefSeq and is a predicted model, not a curated record. NCBI's taxonomy places the organism in Eukaryota, Metazoa, Chordata, Actinopteri, Perciformes, Eleginopidae. Gene Ontology annotation, molecular function: riboflavin transmembrane transporter activity; ABC-type transporter activity; ATP binding. Gene Ontology annotation, biological process: transmembrane transport.
AUCACUGUCCCAGGAUGAUGGAGAGAGCCAAUCACAUCAACAUCGCCAUGAUAGAAGACAUCGGCAUUAACGGGACGGCCGGGUCAAAGGUCGUCCCCGGCGUGGAGCAGAGCCCCAAGCGUGGCUCCACCGUCAGCUUCCACAACGUCCAGUACAGAGUGCAACUGCAGAGCGGCUUCGUCUGCAGGAGGAAAACCAGCCACAGGGAAAUACUGCUGGACCUCAAUGGGAUAAUGAGACCUGGACUCAACGCUAUUCUUGGACCUACUGGGAGUGGAAAAUCAUCAUUCUUGGAUAUUCUGGCUGCGAGGAAGGACCCCUCAGGUCUCUCAGGAGAAGUCCUCAUCGACAGAGCACCACAGCCUCCAAACUUCAAAUGCCUCUCCGGAUAUGUGGUUCAGGAGGACGUGGUGAUGGGCACGCUGACGGUCAGGGAGAAUCUGCGCUUCUCUGCAGCGCUGCGUCUGCCCAGCUCCGUCCUGCAGAGUGAGAAAGAGGCUCGAGUCAAUCACCUCAUCACAGAGCUCGGCCUCAGCAAGGUGGCCGACUUCAAGGUCGGCACACAGAUGACGAGGGGGAUCUCGGGAGGGGAGAGGAAGAGGACCAACAUCGGCAUGGAGCUGAUCAUUGACCCGUCGGUUCUCUUUCUGGACGAGCCGACCACCGGACUGGACGCCAGCACCGCCAACUCCGUCCUGCUGCUUCUGAAGAGAAUGGCCAGUCAUGGAAGAACCAUCAUCAUGUCGAUCCACCAGCCGCGGUACUCCAUCUACAGACUGUUCGACUCUCUCACUCUGCUGGUCGGAGGUAAAAUGGUUUACCACGGACCGGCGCCAAACGCUUUGGACUACUUCGCCAACAUUGGUUUUCCCUGUGAGCCCCACAACAACCCAGCCGACUUCUUUCUGGACGUUAUUAACGGAGACUCCACGGCUAUGACCAAGGUGCACGGCUCUGAAGAUUUGGAGUUUGAGGAGCAGAGCGGCUCGCGGCAGAGCAUCGAGGAGCGUCUGGUGGAAGAGUUCAGGAACAGCAGCUACUGCAGCGACACCAGAGCGGAGCUGGAGCUCAUCGAGCAGGAGAAGAAGUGCAUCUCUUGUUCAAAGUCCCGCACCAUCACCUACAACAGCUCCUUCUUCCACCAGCUGCGAUGGGUUCUCAGGAGAACCUUCCAGAACCUCAUGCUGAACCCACAAACGUCUGUAGCCCAGCUGGGAGUCAACAUUUUCCUCGCCCUCAUCGUUGGAGCCAUUUUCUUUCGAGUCAAAGACGAUCAAAGCGGUAUCCAGAACAGGAUGGGCGCCCUCUUCUUCAUCACUACCAACCAGUGUUUCAGCACUGUGUCUGCAGCGGAGCUCUUCAUCACCGAGAGGAAACUGUUCGUUCAUGAGUACAUCAGUGGCUACUACAGGGUAUCCGUCUACUUCCUGUCCAAGAUCCUGUCAGACAUCACUCUGCGCACCGUCACCUCGGUUAUCUUCAGCUGCAUCGUCUACUUUUUGAUUGGUCUCAAAUCAUCCGCCGCAGAGUUCCUGGUCUUCACGCUGACGGUGACUCUGGUGGCGUACACGGCCACGGCGAUGACGAUGGCCAUCUCAGCGGACCAGAGCGUCGUCGCCCUCGCCAACAUCUUCAUGACCAUCACCUUCGUCUUCAUGAUGAUUUUCUCAGGUCUGCUGGUGAACCUCCCGAGCAUCAUGGACUGGCUGGCCUGGUUGAAGUACUUCAGCAUUCCUCGCUACGGCCUCGCAGCUUUGAAGAUCAACGAGUUUGUGGGUUUGAAGUUCUGUGACGAGGCUGCGAUCAGAAACACGUCGGCUGCAGAGACAAACUGCAGUGUGAGCGCGGUCGGCCUGAUAUGUACAGGGGAGCAGUACCUGGAUUACCUGGGAAUAGAGUACACCACAAGGGGACUGUGGGAGAAUCACGUGGCUCUGACCGUCAUGACGUUCACUUUCUUCAUCAUCGCCUAUCUGAAACUCCGCUACAUCAAGAAAUUCACUUAAAUGUGAUUAUUUAAAUCCAGCAAAUUAUGCAUUUUUUAUUUGUGUCUUCCAUGGGACCAGGCCAGUAAUUAUUCCCCAAAAAUAUCACCAUUAUAGGAAUAAUACAACAACUUUUUUUAGAUGAGAUGAGAGGAACUACUCUCAUGUUUGUGUGCUAAGUGAGGGGGCAGUUAGCUUAGCUUAGCAUAAACCUGGAAGCAGGAGGAAACAGCCUGGCUCUAUUACAGUUUAACGUAUUCUACUUAGUGUCUCCUUUGUUAAAUCUUUACACAAGACGUCAAUAUGCAAAGUCUUCACGUUGGUUGUUCCCAAUGCAAUGUCAGUUACAUGAAUAUAUUUUGGAUGUAUUUUUUAUUUAUGAAUAUUUACACAUUAUUCAGAAUCAGAUAUUCUCCUGUACUUUUGUAACUUUUGGAUAUUUAGCUUUUGCACAAUAUCCAAAUGACCUUGAUUCUAACUAAUGACUGAUAAUGUGUAAUUGUAGAUAGUAUACAAUUAUAUCAUAUAUAUAGUGUGUGUUAAACCUUUCUGUUUUUCAAUUUAUAUAUAUAUAUAUAUACU